Gossypium raimondii (Peruvian cotton) is the source of this 2740-nucleotide messenger RNA. RefSeq lists its product as uncharacterized. The coding region runs from base 117 to 2267 and encodes 716 amino acids. NCBI's taxonomy places the organism in Eukaryota, Viridiplantae, Streptophyta, Magnoliopsida, Malvales, Malvaceae. The transcript has 3 exons. The record is from RefSeq and is a predicted model, not a curated record.
UUCCUACCUCUUUCUACCCUUCUCUUUUUCACUCUUUUCUUCAUCCUCUGCCUUUCUUUCCUUCCUAUCAUCUCCUUCAUCUUUUUCAUUUCUCACAACCACACUAAUUAAUCGAGAUGAAAAACGAGAAUGAGAGUGUGAGUGUGAGUGAGAAUGAGAAUAAGAGCGAGAAUGAGUUUGAGAAUGAGAGUGUGAGUGAGGGUGAGAGUGAGAGUGAGAUUGAGAAUGACAGUGUGAGUGAGAAUGAGAGUGUGAGCGAGAAUGGGAAUGAGAUUCAGCAUCCUUUUCAUGAGGAACAUCCCUUGGUGUUAGUGGCAGAGCAAAGCAAUGAAGGUCUCAAAGCUCACUGCGAUGGAUGUGGGGAACUGCUUUCAGCUCCAUGCUUCACUUGUAUUCGUUGCAAUUAUCACCUUCACAAGCAAUGUGCAGAGGCACCCCUUGAAAUUCCUAAUCACCCUCUCCAUCCCAAGCACUCAAGCAAAGGUUUUUUUCUUCGACAAAGGCCAUACUUCGAUGAUCGCGAGGUAUAUGGUUGUGCAUUAUGCAAGGAAAAAUGUAACAUGUUUUUUUAUGAAUGUUUUUCUUGUUAUUUUUCCAUUGACAUCAAAUGUGCUCAAUUAUCUUCUUCAUUUAAGUUUAGCCAACUGUCCAAACAUGACAUCCACCAACAUCCAUUGACCUUCAUAGAAAGUCCCAUGGCCAUAGAUGUACUCAAAAGAUUGAACUGCUGCUGGUGUCAUGAACCAUUGACAGAUGCUAUAUAUCUUUGUCCUGACUGUCCAUCAUUCAUCAUUCACAAGAAAUGCCUUGAUGAGUUACCCACUAAAAUUGAUCACCUUACACAUCGCUUACACCCUCUUAUUCUUAACCGUAGUGAUAGUGAUUACUUGUGCAACCCAUGCCAAAAGCAACAUUCCGGACCUUUUUACAGUUGUUCUCUUUGCCAUUUUAGCAUCAAUGUUGAAUGUGCUUGGCCGAGGUCUACUGUUGAAGAUAGAAAUUGUCAUCAGCAUCCAUUCACCUUACUUAGCAGACAAGAUUCAUUCAAUUGUGAUGCAUGUGGCACUGAAGGAAAUUAUAUUUCAUAUAUAUGUUCAACAUGCAGCCUCAUGGUCCAUAAGGAUUGCACUUCACUCCCACGCAUCAUCAAGUUUUCUCGACAUGAUCACUGCAUUUUUCACAAACAUUUUCUUCAAACACGAGAGCUUACAAGGCAUGAUUGCAAGAUUUGUUUCAAUGAAGUAAAACUAGAUCGUGGGAGUUACUCUUGUAGGAAGCCAGGUUGCAAUUACGUUGUCCAUGUGAAUUGUGUCUUAGAGGAUGAAAGGUUGUACAAGGUAAUUGAGGAAGAAAAGCAAUGGGAGGAGCUUGAAGAAAAAUCUAUGCAGUCUUCCAUCAUUCGUGUUAUUGAGGUGAAUGAAGCUGGGGAAGCUACAAAGAUUCAACAUUUUAAUCAUCAGCAUUGCUUGGUGUUAAUAUACAAGAUGGAGGAGGAAAUUGAUAGAAAAUGUGAUGGGUGCAUGCUACCUAUCUCAAAUAUUUUCUAUUAUUGUUCAGAAUGCCCCUUUUUUCUUCAUAAAACCUGUGCUGAAUUGCCACGAAUCAAGCAACAUUGGUUUCGUCAAAGCAAUGCCACCCUCAAUUUCAACAGCUUCAAGCAAUGUGACUUUUGCUAUCGAGAUUGUAGUGGUUUCUUCUACAAAAUUGAAAAAAUUUGGAACAUGUGCUCAAGGUGUGCUAAAGUUGCUGAUUUCAUUGAAUGUGAAGGACACCAACACUUUCUCUUUUUUGAUUUCAAAUACAGGGAGAAAUGUAAUGGUUGUGGCGCUGAUAUCUACAGAGGUGCAUUCAGAUGUGGAAAGUGCAGAUUUGCUUUGGAUUUUGGAUGCUUAACAUUACCACAUUCAGCUCUUCACAAAAUUGAUGAACACAAGCUAAAGCUUACUUAUCAUGAUGAUAAGGAGCAAAGUUAUUGUGAUAUUUGUGAGCAAUAUAGAGAUCCAAGCCUUUGGUAUUAUUCUUGUUCAAUCUGUGAUACUUCUGCUCAUCCCGAAUGUGUUCUUGGACAAUUUCCAUUUCUCAAGGAUGGGAGCACAGUUGCUUUUUAUAAACACAGCCAUGGUCACCAUCUUAAAUUUUUUAGGAAGGUUGAGGGCUUCCCUGAAUGUUCUAAGUGUGAUAAGUUUUGCCAAGAAGAAAUUUUCAAAUGUAAAGAGUCUACAUGCAACUAUAUUGCCCAUUGCAAAUGUCUGGAUUUCUACAUUUAAAGCUUUGUGAUGUGCUUUGCUCAAAUGGAAAGCACUAAAGGUUUUAUCCGAUCCAAAGAGUUCACAAGGGAUCAAAGGUCAUGUGCGGGAUAGACAAUUGGAUCAUUCUGAGAAAAUGGCAUAUAAUGAUACUCGGUCUAGUGACAGAAGAUCGCGUGGAGAUGGCCGACGUUGAUGGUUGUGGCAGCAUACUGGCUGCAAGUACGAAAUGGAACCACUUCAAAUUGUCUCCAGGCUUUUCGAAGGCGGGUGUCCUUUUUUCUGAAUGUUGUUGAAAUUGAAUGUUCUUUUUGUGCUUGUGUUUUGUUUCCCCAUCUUCCUUUCAUUUCCGUUGGUACUUGGUAAGGGAGUUUUUCAUAUUCUGACUAAUGAAUAAGCCAUGUGUAUGUUUGGAGGAAGUAGUAGUAUUUAUAAUGGCUUUUUGGUUGCAUGUCCAAACUUGUUCUUCUUUAAUGUAUAUUUGGUAUUUGUCA